AUGAUAACACGCGCGGACAACUUGUUUUUCUUUCUUUCUUUCUUUCUUUCAGUCUUUCUUUUUUAUUUCUUUCAGAUUUUCAUUAUUUCUUUUUUCUUUCAGUCUUUCUUCCUUUCUUUCUUUCUUUUUUACUUCUUUCUUUCUUUUUUACUUUCUUUCUUUUUCUUUUUUCUUUCUUUCAGUCUUUCUUUCUUUUUUCUUUCUUUCUUUCUUUCUUUUAGUGUUUCUUUCUUUCUUUCUUUCUUUCUUUCUUUUACUUUCUUUCGUUCUUUCUUUCUUUUUUACUUCUUUCUUUCUUUUUUACUUUCUUUUUUCUUUUUUACUUCUUUUUUUCUUUCUUUCUUUCUUUUUUACUUACAUUCUUUCUUUUUUACUUUCUUUUUCUUUUUUCUUUCUUUCAGUCUUUCUUUCUUUCUUUUUUCUUUCUUUCUUUCUUUCUUUCUUUCUUUCUUACAUUCAGUCUUUCUUUCUUUCUUUCUUUCUUUCUUUCUUUCUUUUUACUUUCUUCCGUUCUUUCUUUUUUACUUCUUUCUUUUUUACUUUCUUUCUUUUUUUACUUUCUUUUUUCUUUUUUUUUUCCUUUCUUUCUUUCAGUCUUUCUUGCUUUUUUUCAAUCUUUCUUUCUUUCUUUCUUUCUUUCUUUCUUUCUUUCUUUCUUUCUUAUGUCGUUACUACACCACUAUCAACAUUUUAUAA
Messenger RNA from Acanthosepion pharaonis, 696 nucleotides. The record is from the annotation of a GenBank genome assembly. Lineage: Eukaryota; Metazoa; Mollusca; Cephalopoda; Sepiida; Sepiidae.